Epinephelus fuscoguttatus (brown-marbled grouper) is the source of this 1690-nucleotide messenger RNA. It is a transcript of the gene mtx2, whose product is annotated as metaxin 2. Gene Ontology annotation, cellular component: SAM complex. The coding region runs from base 122 to 901 and encodes 259 amino acids. The transcript has 10 exons. NCBI's taxonomy places the organism in Eukaryota, Metazoa, Chordata, Actinopteri, Perciformes, Serranidae. Gene Ontology annotation, biological process: mitochondrion organization. The record is from RefSeq and is a predicted model, not a curated record.
CGGGCGGACCAGUCUGUGACAGCAGAACAAGCACUUGCCCUUAAACUUGCAUGCAGAGGAAUUGACCUCGUCUCUCACUGUGAUUAUUAUCAUUUAGCAAUACGGAUAUUACAGCAUCACAAUGUCUCUUGCGGCAGAGGCUUUCGUGUCGCAGAUGGCAGCUGCUGAGCCUUGGCCUGAAACUGCAACCUUGUACCAGCCGCUGAAGGAGGAUCAGAUCCUGCUGUCAGACUGCGCCUCAUCUCUGGCUGUUCAGGCCUACCUCAGGAUGUGUGGUCUUCCAGUGCAGGUGGUUUGCAGAGCAAAUGCUGAAUACAUGUCACCCUCUGGUAAGAUUCCCUUCAUCCAUGUUGGGAACCAGGUGGUGUCAGAGCUGGGGCCCAUAGUGCAGUUCACCAAAGCUAAGGGUAAUUCUUUGAGCGAUGGCUUAGACGAUGUUCAGAGAGCUGAAAUGAAAGCGUACAUGGAGCUGGUCAACAACAUGCUGCUUACUGCUGAGUUGUACAUCCAGUGGUGUGACGACGCUACAGCUGCUGAGAUCUCACGUCCCAGAUACAGCAGUCCUUACUCGUGGCCUCUCAAUAACAUCCUGGCCUAUCAGAAGCAGUGGGAGGUUCGCAGGAAGAUGAACGCCAUCGGCUGGGGAGGGAAAACACUGGAGCAGGUUUACGAGGAUGUGAGUCAGUGCUGCCAGGCGCUCUCCCAGAGGCUGGGAACACAACCGUACUUCUUUAAUAAACAGCCCACAGAACUGGACGCGUUGGUGUUCGGCCACCUCUUCACCAUCCUGACCACCAGACUGACCAGCACUGAGCUGGCAGAGCGGAUCAAGAGCUACAGCAACCUGCUGUCCUUCUGCAGACGCAUCGAACAGACCUACUUUGAAGACAAGAGCUCUUGAAGGAAUGAAACGUCUCUGUAUGAUCUCCUCUUGUACAUUCGGCCCCUCCUUCUCUCAUUCCCUCACUGUAGCACUGACGAGCUAAACACAGCUUGUAUUCACACACCUGUCCCCACGUGAUGCUUGCUCUCUGCCUCCCUUUUGCUUCGUACUUGUACAUUAUUGCAUGCUGCUGAUAGAAGUGCAGAUGAGUCUUUAAAGGAUGAAGAUGUGUCCACUGCACAAAUAAACCUAAAAGUAUCCUAAAGUCACAGUGAAGAUCACCAACACAUAUGUACCAUUUAAAAAAAGUUUAACACAGACUUAAUAAUGACAUUUAUGUGAACACACUGAUGAUCUGCAGCUCUUGUAGUUUAACUGCUUCAGGAAGCCACCAAAUGAGUUUUCAGCAGACCAUAGAGCCUUUACGUUUGCAGCUGAGGUCAGACGUCAGCUGCAGGUGAUCUGACACAGAUUCAGUGUCGGGCUCAAGGACACUUCAGCAGGGUGGAUGCUUCCUAACACAGAGGCUUAUUUAUAUGCUCUUAUUGUUUGUCACUGUUUCCACUGUCUUCUGCUCCGACAUGUAUCAUAGUGUAUCUACUGCGAUCCACUGAGUCUCAGACAGGCUUCAGUCCGACUGAUUUUUUCCCUAGAAGCUUGUAAGAAAGACGAGGCGGCGUUGCUUCCCUCUGUACAAAACACAUGGAUAUAAUGAUGAAGAGGAUGUGACUUAAUCCUUAGUUAUUCCACCGUUGUUUUCUUUGUGUGAAUUAAAAGUGCCUACAGAAUAAAAGUCAUUUAACUGAA